This is a messenger RNA of Coprinopsis cinerea okayama7#130, 1596 nucleotides long. RefSeq lists its product as hypothetical. Gene Ontology annotation, biological process: fatty acid metabolic process. Gene Ontology annotation, molecular function: medium-chain fatty acid-CoA ligase activity. NCBI's taxonomy places the organism in Eukaryota, Fungi, Basidiomycota, Agaricomycetes, Agaricales, Psathyrellaceae. The record is from RefSeq and is a predicted model, not a curated record. Bases 1 to 1596 code for a protein of 531 amino acids. The transcript is spliced from 5 exons.
AUGGUCAGGUCUCAUCUCGACGUCUUCCAAGAGAGCACGUCACGGUAUUCUUCUGCGACUCUCUUCAGGCUUCCCCAAGUGUGUCCAUCGACUGGAAGCGUCCUCGCCUGGAAGCCAGUCACCUACGAACAAUUCCGCCUUGACGUUGAAGCCUAUGCGCGCUACUGGACGCGCAUUCUCCGCACCGACGGGGUCCCCAAGCGAUCUGUCGUUGGUCUAUGGCUGAGCGGCAUCACCUAUAUCGACUGUCUACAUAUUUACGGCAUCUCGAGGGCAGGAUACAUUCCCCAGCUUUUCAGCCUAAGGCUACCCAACCCCGACGUCGUCUAUGAACUACUACGGAAGGCCGACGCCAAGGCUCUCAUCCAUGAUGCUUGCUUCGCAUCUGUUCUGGAAAGCUGCCCUCUCCCGAUACACUGCUCCCUUACCAGCUCCGACAUCGAACAGGUUGAUGAAGAAUUGGACGAGAUUGCACCGGUACAAAACGAAGAAGACACGGCCUUCAUCUUCCAUACCAGCGGUUCAACUUCUGGAAGUCCCAAAUUGGUUCCAUGCAGCUAUCGGUGGUUCAAUAGCGUCGUGGAGAAAUCAAAUUACAUUUCAAGACCUCGGAAUGCCGACCGUCAGGAUGUCACUGUCUUCAUUGGAAGCAUGAGCCACAUUGCCCAGACAUUCAUGUUCCUUGGAACCCUUCAGCAUGGAGCCUGCGUUAUUCAGCCCACACGACUGGACUACUCCUCCGAGGAAUUGAUCGACAUGAUCACCCGAUGCGGACUCAAUCGCCUGAACGCCUUCGGUUCUUGGCUAGCAAUGCACCUCAGGAACUCACGUCAGGAUGCUAAACUGCUCUCCCUGCUGGUUAGCCUUGACGAUGUGCUCUAUAGCGGUCUUGCUCUGUCUCGAGAUGAAGAGCAAUGGGCUUACAAGAACGGGAUCAAAUUGAGGAACUUGUUCGGCAGCACCGAAGUAGGGGGUAUGCUCCUCUCCGGAGGUCAUGAGAAGAACGACGCCCUCUUGCGCCCGCUACCUGGUACCUCAUACCGCUUUGUCCCCAUCUCCAACAACGAUGCCGUCCAUCAAACCAAUGCGGCACUCUUCGAACUCGUCAUCCUCUCCGACUCGCCCGAUUGCCCUCACUCCUCGCUUCUGGGUAGUGAUGGCCACCUCCAUACUGGCGACCUUUUCCAGGAGGUUUCCCCUGGCUGGUAUGUCUCCCGUGGUCGCGACGACGAUUGGAUCAAGUCGGAAACCAGCCUUCGCUGCGACACCAAGGCCAUCGAGGACAACGCACGUGCAAUGUGCGGCUCCCUUAUCGCAGAGUGUGUUGUGGUUGGCUCUGGUCGACCCUCCCCUGUCAUGUUCAUCGAACCGGCCGUCGACAUGCCCCAUGAUAAGCUCAAGAAGGAGAUUAUCCGCAAGACUCGGCACUUCCACAGUCGACGAUACCUUCAUGAACGCAUCACCUGCCCUGAUAUGAUCGUCGUCGUUCCCCCCAAAACUCUCCCCAGGACGGCUACCAAAGGAAACAUCCGACGGAAGGCUGUCGAAGAAGCGUUCGUUGCCGAAAUCGACCGCAUUUUCAACCGCACAAGAUGA